AUGGCAACAGCCAAUCGUUUUCAAACUCGUGUUUUAGUUCCAGACAAAAGUUCGUUGACGCCGACUGAACUUCGUCUGAAUUUGUUAUUAGCACAAGCACAGACAUAUCAUCAAUCGUUAAAUGAUCUUCAAGCAAACGAAUACGAGAAUUAUCGACAACGCGAAUCGCAGCUGGAUGUUUGGGCAUCGAAAAUGUUCGAGAAAAUCGAUCAGUUAUAUCAAACAUGUUUUAACGAAUUGAAACAAUCGUCGGAGCAAUUGAAGUUAUUUCAACAAAUUAUGAUGAAACUUUUGAAUAUUGAAAAUGAAAAUUAUCUCGACGCGAAGAAACUAUCGGCGAUUGGACAUGAAAUUUGUAUUUUAAACUGUUUAACAUAUCAACUCGAUAUGAGCAAAGUGAAGAUCGAAGGAAAGUUAAAAUUGAGAAAAGAAGUUGAACAUGGUUUAUGUGAAGUUGCUGUUGAUGAUGACGAUGAUAAUGAUCAAGAAUUGAAUGAAGAAAAUGAAGUGACGGAAAAGAAAGAAAAAAAAGAUUUUCAUUGUCGGAUUUUGAUUCAAAAAGAAAACAUCGAAAAACUUCAAAAUCUACCUCUUUUUCAAGAAUUUGUGCAAGUGACAACAAAUACCAUUAAUGAAACAACGCCCGAAAGAGUGUUGACUAUCACCGGUUCUCAGCAGUUACAAGUUAUCGAAAAUCUUCUUUCAACAUUAUACUCUUCUUCAUUGAUUCCAUGUGAAAUACGAAUUCUUCUUCACAUUUCCUACGCACCAUUGAUCCUUGGCAAAUUAGGCGAUCGAUCGAAGAUUUUACGUGAAAAAUAUGCUUUACACACAUUAACUAUUCAUCCAACGUGCGCACCACUUUCAACCGAACGUGUUCUUCUUAUCCAAAGUUCAUCCUGUGAAAAGAUAAUGGCUUGUCUACAAGAAAUAUUCGCAAGUAUUAACGAACACGUCUACGAUGGCGAUGAUCUUCUACUUUACAACGAAGUUAAUUACGAUGCUUCGCUUGCUCACGAAUAUGGAGGAUUUGCUUCAACAGAGACAAUCUUACGUUCAAUGAAUCCUCAUCACGAACAGAAUGAUAAAUUUGAUAAUGAAAAUGAAAGUAUUCGACGUUAUUCAGCAUUCGACGCGUGGAAUGGUUCAGUUGAAGCUGAUACGGAACACGAAUUUUCCGUGGUGAAACUCAGCGAUGACUCAAUUAUGCGAGAAUUUUGGAUCAAUCACGGUGAAUUCGGCGCUUUACUUGGUCCUCAUGGUGUUCGCAUUGCUCAAAUUCGUUCUCAAUGUCGAACAGUUCGUAUUCAUACAGUGGCGGGUUCAUCCAUUGAUACAUGUUCAGUGAAAGUGAUUGGACCACGAGCUGAUGUGAAUCGUGCUGUAAAUUUAAUAAUUCAAUCAAUAAAAGAACAUGAUCGAAAAUUUCCAUUUAAACCUCAUCGUUUUAGUGGUCGAUUGAGAUGA
This is a messenger RNA of Adineta ricciae, 1467 nucleotides long. Lineage: Eukaryota; Metazoa; Rotifera; Eurotatoria; Adinetida; Adinetidae. The record is from the annotation of a GenBank genome assembly.